AUGCAAAGAAGAAACUCCAUCUCAUCCACCACGUCCCAUGCCAGGCUGGACUGCGUCAGAGACGUCAGGGACACCAGCACUGACGCCCUCCUCACCUUAGACGACCGCUUCUUGAAGAAGUCUCGAAAGUCAGACUCCCACCUCCAUUUACAGGCCAGAUCCUACUGUUUUCCUAAUGGUGAAGUUUUCAGGCCCCGCAACGCCCCUACCAAGCGCAAUAAGCCUCAGAAGAUCCCACACGAAAGAACCGAACGAUAUGAAAGAAAUGAAAGACCUGACAGAGUCGAUAUCCCUCGCUCGGCGUCCAUGGUGCUGGUGACAUCCAUCAAUUCGUCCCACUCGGCUGUUCCUCUGAUUUCAAGCUCCUAUUUGACCACGCUGCCUUCGUUCAGCAAUCUCAAACUGAAGAAUAAGAAUGAUUUGGUGCUGCUGAUCCGAAACAACAAAUUGGACACGCCCACUAACAUCAACAUCAACACCUUGACUCAAACGCCGCCAACUCCACUGUCUGGUCCUCAGUUCCAUCCUCGCCUGUUUCUGUUGACCAAUAAUAGAUACUCGGAAAACUCCACCAACAUCGUACGACUGGAACUGUUGCUUCGCAAUACACUGAGUGAAACUUUUGUCAAUGGCAAAAGUGGCAGCCUGGAUCUGAAUCCAUCGAGCUUGUCCAACUACAAUUUGAACCGUUCCAACUCGAAUACCCCCCAGACUUCCGUCAGCACCAGCGACAAUAUAAACGACACCAUUCCAUCAGAUGAGUCGGAACCUGCGGCCAGUCUUAAUAAGACGCCAUCGCUAGAGUUGAUAAAGGAAACUGGAAGUGCCGACAAAUCAAGCAGAAUUACGGUCGGAAACCACUCAGAGACCGAUCUAGAAACUGCAGCAGGUUCUCCUAGCGCAGAAACAGUUGGAUUGGACUCACAUGCACUCAAUGGCGGCACUUCCCCUUAUGAAUCGCUGAAUGUUCAAACUCCUGCUUCCGAAGCGUCAGCGUACGAUAGCGCUACCGAUUACGCUAGUGCAGAGAGCAGGAAAUCACAAGAAGAGAAUGACAGAGGUGUUCCAACUGACUCUGAAAGCCAGUCUCCCAAUUCAAAUAAUGGUGACAGUCUGAUAUCACUUAGUGCUGCGUCGGUUUCAAGUGCCGCACCUGAUUCAAGCUCCGAUGACGAUCAAGCUGACUCUGAUGAGCAAUUCCAACCACUGAAGGAACAAAGUCCAUUCGAAGUGGUUGUUGACGAUAGCGGCUUGAAAAUAGAUUCUCCUGCUUCGGCAGUGGAGCUGCAUUCUACUCAAGUUGUUUCAAGCGGCCAAUCGGAUGCUCCCACGAUACACCAUGAUGCUCAUGGUGACAUUGUGCUAGAAUCUGACGAUAGUCGCAGUGAGAACUCUCAGAGAUACUCCCAGGACUACACACUGAACACACAAGACACCACUGAUACAGUGCAUUCGUUCGAAGGGGGUCCAGAUCUGACGACAACUUCUUCUUUCAAGCCUUCUGACUUGACCAGUAUUGCUGAUACUAUGAACAGUGAUCUUCCUGAGCCUACCAUUAAGCUCGACUCUACGUCCAAGAGCAAAGCAACCUCUAAUUUGCGUUCAUUUGAGAGUAUGACCGAAUACGUGGCUGGUUCCACGAUCCCCGGUUCGCCUAAUACCUUCAAUUCAUACGAGGAUAAACCGUCGCCUAUUUCGAAAGACUCUCCUUUACAAGAGAAACCGUUACCCGUCUCAAAGGAUUCGUCUUUGAAUGAGAGACCUUCGCCUAUCUCCAAGGACUCUCCAAUUAAAGAAAUACCAUCUCCGAUUUCUAAGGAUUCUCCAAAGGACAAACCAACACCCAUAUCCAAAGAUUCGCCUUCUUCUCCACGUCAGAAGAUCAGAUCCAUGCUAGAUUUCGGCCCAACGAUUCCGGCAACUUCAGUUGGAACCCUGGAUUUCCCUAUUUUGACUGCUAGAUCUGCAAGUUUUGGGACGGCAAUGGCUCCAAAUGAUAAAUCUCAAGAAAAUCCCGAGAGAACACUUGUUAAAUCGAGCAACCCACUUGGCCAAAGUCAACCGAGAGAAGUGCAACCACUUUUGUUACCAGAUGAUUUCAACGAACUCAAGUUGGUUAAUCAUGAAUACUCUAAGAGAAAGAACAUUGACCUAAGGUUGAACCUUCAGUCUGAAACCUUGGCAACGGUAACAGAAGUCCUGCCUGAUGCACCCACUCCAAUUUCGAAGGAUUCUUACCAGCUUACACCUCAAAUUCCUGCUAGGGGUGAUUUAGCGGCUUUUACUGAAGUUAAAACUCCUACUAAUCUUCCUCGACGGACUGGUUCAAAUCAACAAAUCAAUUUAACGCCAGGUAGUGAAUUCAGUUUUGGGGGUGGAGAGGAUAACCUUAAAAGAAAAUCAAGUGUCAGUGAUACUGAGUCGGGAGUGAAUGUGUCAGACUUAUACUCGCGCGGCCAAAUUGAGAAGUUUCUCGCCGACGAUCAAAAGGAAGUUCCUCCUCGUGGUGACUUGGACAUAAAGGGUGGUAGCAUUAAGGUUCAUAAGAGGAAUGCUUCGUCUAUAAGUUCCUUGAAUUCUGUUUUGCAAGGAAGACUGCCUCGACUCGAAGUAGAACCUGUCAUUAAACCUGCUGCUGAUGUGAAUCCCCCAAGGUCUACACUGCAACUUCAGAGCAGGCUUUCAAUGUUGAACGUAGUGGAUGUUGAUUUCGACAAGUCUUUGCCACCAACACCAGAACGGAAGAACAAAUACACUGGUCGCUUUAGUUUACUCGGGGAUCCAUUGGCUUCACCAACACACAACCGUAUGUUGAAUAAACCAUCUCCUAGGAAAGACCUCCCAUCGACCGAUGAAGGCACACUUGAUCUGCCAUUGAGUGAAAAGGAUGGAAAAUGGCACUCGAUGAGCAGUUUCAAGAAGGUUUUCAAAAGAUUUGGCUCCGAAGGCAAUUCAAAGCUGUCCAAGCAAUCAGUGAAAGACAACAAGAAGCCCGAGAAGAAGGUUACAAAGAAGCCUCUGUUGCCUUCUUUGAAGACCUUAAGAACCAGCAAUUCGACUAUCUCUGUUAAUGGAGACUCUCUGAGCGAAGUUACUAUACGACAACUUUACCAGGAUAAAGAGCUUCCAGUCCAGUCUCUGCUGAGAACUUCGAGUCAAGAGGAUGUCUCCUUUUCUACCGCAAAGCUGUCAAAGUUUGCUGCCAAGCGCAAGAAGUUUGUCAUGAGUUUGAAAUUGGCUUCAGUGGGCCGCAUAGAGGAACUACCAUCUCCAGUGUACAGUGUUAGAGAUAGACCAGAAACCCUCGAUGUUCAACCACUUGAAAGGCAGCCAUCGACCAAGUUUGACUUGCCUCAGUUGGAAAUUGGAAAUGACAAUUUUGACGAUUUGCUUUUGAAGUUUGAUGAAGUGGAACAGAAGGCAGAGAAAGAAGUUGAGGAGCUGUAUGUUAAUCCCAAAUCUUUGAGCUCUUUAUUCUUGAAGGAUGACGAGUUGACUGAGGCUCAGAUUGUUGAUCAGCAGAAAAAUGACAAUCAGCUUUCGGAUGAAUCGCUACCUAGAGCAUUCACUCAAGAGUCGCCUGUACUAGAUCAAUUUGGACAGAUUGAAGAGAAAUUAAAUGGCGAUAUGCAACAAGAGGAAACCGAUGAAGGAUGGGUGGAUCCCGAUGAGACUCUAUCGCUCAUGAAAUCCGAAGAGCUUGUUGUUGAUUUGCCCUCAGAAGAUGGCGAGCAACGUAUCUUGUUGAAGAAGGAGGGUUUAAUUGAGUUGCUUGCAGACAACACGAAUCGUGGUCUUCCGGCAUUUUUGAAGCAUGUCAAGCAGUUCCAGGACUUCCCUGAAAUUGAAAUUAGAGUGAGUGACUUUGAUCCGACCCUCAAUGUGAACGGCGCAACUUCCACGGCUGUGGUGAAGAGUCCUAUUUUGAAAACUGAAGCAAAACCAAGUUCUAAACGAACCGUGGAGUUUUCCAAUACUAUCAGCAUUAGUGAAACAUAUCCUUCCUAUAUGUACAAGAGAUACAACAAGUCUGUGACACAAUACUAUCUCACGGAAUUUGCUGAAGUCAACCGGAUCAAGAAUGAGCUAAAUGCGUACAAGUGCCAUGAGAUGCUCGUUCACGAAAAAUCGCAGAUGAACACACACUUCUUUUACUGA
Sungouiella intermedia is the source of this 4158-nucleotide messenger RNA. NCBI's taxonomy places the organism in Eukaryota, Fungi, Ascomycota, Pichiomycetes, Serinales, Metschnikowiaceae. The record is from the annotation of a GenBank genome assembly.